UCUGCUUGCUUGAUGAUGGGAACCGGAGAGUUUGUGUGCGUGACGCUGCGCGGCGGCGCGCCGUGGGGAUUCACACUCCGCCAGAGCGCGCACGAAAGCCAACAUCCAAUCCAGCUGCUUCAGAUCGAGGCUGGCAGUCCUGCUGCGCUCGCUGGCCUGUGUGAUAAUGACGAGCUGCUGUCAGUCAAUGGAAAGCCUUGCUCUAACCUCAGUCUCUCCGACACUAUUGAUCUCAUCACAGCCUCAGCUGACUGUCUACAGCUGUUCAUCAAAAGAUGCUGUAGCCAACCUCAAGAGGGCGUUGAACUGGUUAGCACCACUUUUCGGAUCCCUUCACCAUCCAGGCCUUAUGAUCCUCAGCCGCAGGACCUGUACAUUUCCGAGUCCCAGGAUGAAGCAUAUUAUGGGGAAACAGACAGCGAUGGAGAAAGCCCUGUGAGAACUCGAUUGGUCCGGACCCAAGUUCAAAUACCUGCUUCUAGGAGUAAAGAAAGAGGAACUUAUGCACAAAUUGGUGGAGGAUCUGUGGUCGAAUUGCAGCUCUCGUUGUCCAAGACCACCCUGAAGGAACCAGACUGUACUGCACUCGGUAGUGCAUGUGGAGUUGUGGGAGAUGUCUAUCACAGAGAAACGGAUGAGUGCAUCACCUCUGCAAUUUCUCCAGAAAUUCCCCUUUAUGUUCCCAGACAAAACCGGCAACCCCUUGGUCAGCGGGGUGUAUUGGUUAGCAAAACCAGUUUUUUGCCAGGACAGGUGGAGGUAACGGUGCAGCAGAUUUCUGGUUCAGGAAAGGAGGGGGGAAAGGCCAGUGAACGGUUGGAUUCCGGUGGGGAAGAAGGAGGGAACAUUGAAGAAGCUCCCACCUCCUCUUCUGUGUCCUUUGGACUUCCCUCAGAGGAGUGGGACUCCGAAUCGGAGAGGGAGGUCUACCAGCCCAACAAGCACCGGGCAAGGCACGCCAGGCUCCGGCGCAGUGAGAGCCUUUCAGAGAAGCAGGUGAAAGAGGCCAAGUCCAAAUGCAAGCGCAUUGCUCUUCUGCUGUCUGCUCCUGCCCCCAACCCUAAUAAUAAGGGGGUGUUGAUGUUUAAGAAGCAUAGACAAAGGGCCAAGAAGUAUACUCUUGUAAGCUACGGUACUGGUGAGGACGAGUCCGAUUAUAAGGACGACUACGACGACAGUGACAAGGAGGAUCAUGCUGUUGAGUUCACUGUCCUAGCCACAAGUGAAAAAGAAAUUGAUAAGGAUUUCUUCACCAAUGCCGCAGCUCAAAAAAGCAUUGUGAGCUUUGAUUGGGAUACUGGAUUACUUGAGCUAGAGCGCAAGCUUGACAACCAGCAGGAUAUGGAAGCACUGCCUGAGACCAAGGGGAAAGGAGCACUCAUGUUUGCCCAGCGCAAACAGCGCAUGGAUGAGAUAGUAGCUGAGCAUGAAGAGCUGAGACGUAAGGGGAUCCCUGUUGAAGCAGUGCAGGAGCCUGAGACUCAUCAAACAUACCAACACAUGGAGGAGCAGGCUUAUAUUCAUGCACAAGAGACCCAAAAUUACAUGGAUGUAAAUCUACACCACAGCAUGUCUGCACAAAAGCAGCAACAGCAACAACAAUAUCAUCAGUACCAAGAACAAUACUAUCAACAACAGCAGCAGCAGCAGCAGUAUCAAGAUUACCAGCAGCAGCUACAAUACCAACAACAACAACAACAACAGUAUCAACAACAGCAAGAAUAUCAGCAACAGAAAAUGUAUCAACAAAUGCAAUCAUACAAUCAGCAACAACACUUCCAACAACAGAAAGUACAACAGUACUCACAUCAAAUGAAUGGGAUGUAUGAUCAGCAAAUGCAGAAUGAAAUGCAGGCAUCAGUUGCAAACAGGAGUGCCAAACCAUUUUCAACUCAAAACAGAGUAGCUGUUCCAUUUUCCUCCCCUCCAAAUGCAGACAAUCAAGAACAGUCUGGGUAUUCCUUGGGACAAGGUGAACAGAUCGCCUCCCGUGAUGAGCGUAUAUCUGUACCUGCCAUCAAGACUGGUAUCUUGCAAGACACAAGGAGAAGGAAUGCCAGUAAACCGAUGUUCACUUUUAAAGAGUCUCCAAAGGUUUCACCUAAUCCUGCUCUGUUGAAUCUCCUCAACAGGAAUGACAAGAAGGCAGGUUUUGAGUCUUUCCCAGAAGAAGAUUAUUUAAGCUUAGGGGCUGAGGCAUGCAACUUUCUUCAGUCCCCUAAAAUGAAACACAAAACUCCACCUCCAGUAGCUCCUAAACCUCACAUUAACCCUGCUUCUCCCCCAUGGACUAGUCCAGAAACUGCUGACCAACCUAUCACACUGCAAGUUGAAAGCAGUGUCCCAGGACCUGCAGAAGUCCCAGUCACAGUGGCUGAUGCUGCUUCUGUCCCCGCCCCUGAAAUGGGGGCCCAAGUCACGUCUGAAGAAGAACCUACGUUGGCCCCUGAAUCCCAUGAUGUUUCACACUGUCCUGAAGAACUUGCUGCAACUCAUGCCUGGAAACAACCGGAAGCUCAGAUGGAGCAGAACCAGCAACCAGACACCUGGAAUGAGAAACAACCACAACUACAAAUGAACUCUUCUCAUCCUGUAUCAACGCCUGUUACCCAAUCUGAUCCAUCUGCCAGAUCAUGGGAUCCAGCUCCAACCCAAGGUCAUCAGCAGAAUCCAGUAAGUAGUUGGGGUUCAAAUGAAGUCCAAAUGAUAGUCCCAUCCCAAACACAGCCACAGUGGAUGACACAAUCUCAAGCCCCUCCAGAGGUACAAUCAGAAGUGCCUCCUAAAACUCAGUCGCAGCCUUCUUGGGUAAGUCAGGCUCAAUCCUCACCCCAACCCAAGCAUCAGCCACAGCCUCAGUCUCAAAUCAACGCUUGGGCACCAAAUCCAACAUCACAAGUCCCCUGGUCUCAGCCACGUGAACCAUCACAGCCAUCUACUGGUGUUUGGCAACAAGAUCAAAAUCAAGCUCAAGAACAACCACCCUGGACCCAGGAGCAACAAUUCCAAGAAUCUCAGUUAAUGCCACAUUGGGCACCACCUCCUCAGCAACAGCCACAGCCUCUUUGGGCUCAACCUCAGAGGCAGACACAGCCACCACCACCUUGGGUCUCUCAGGCCAAACAGCAAGAACCAGCUCAGCCACCGAUAAACACAUGGACUCAGUCACAGAGUCCAAUUCAAGCACAGCCUCAGUGGCCUCAGCAGAGUCAACCACCACCUCAGCCCACAGCACAAUUGCAGCAACCUGUGAAUCCUUGGACACAAGCCCAUCCCCAACCACAACCACACUGGGGACAAGAACCUGCUUCUCAACAACACCCUCAACAAGUAAUGAACUCUUGGUCAGCUGAGCAGAAUCAAAUUCAGCCUCCUUGGGCUCAAGGAAUGCCACCAACUCAGCCCCAGGCACAUCCUCCAUGGGUACCAAAACCUCAACAGCAAACAUCACAACCACCUGUGAGCCAAUGGGCACCACCACAGUCUCAACCAGCUGUAAAUACUUGGACUCCCCAACACCCGCAAGGUUCAGUCGAAAGCCAAAAGUUGCCUGCCCAACCAAGUAAGCAGUGGAGUCCACCUCAGCCCACUCCUCCACGUCGAAUCAACUCAUAUACCACUGAGACAAAAGUACCAUCCCCCGUACCAGCGAGCAGUACUAUGGCAUCCCAUGGUUUCGGUUCUGCUUUUGAGAUGCCAGCAUUGAAAGGGAAAGGAGCAGAACUUUUCGCCAAGAGGCAAUCCAGAAUGGAGAAGUACAUUGUGGAUUCUACCACAGUACAAUCAAAUAAGGCAAGACCAUCUUCACCUUCUCCUUCUUUGCCAAAUUCCUGGAAAUAUUCACCCAAUUGCCGAGCACCCCCACCUUUGGCUUAUAAUCCAAUUCAUUCACCAUCAUAUCCCCCAGGUGCUGUCAAGCAGUCUCCCUCCUCUAGCUCUUCAACAACAAAUAAAAACAAAAGCAAAGACAAGGGAAAACCUGCCCCUAAACCUCUUCAUGUUCUCGAUGUCAUGAAGCAUCAGCCCUAUCAGCUGAAUUCCUCUCUUUUUACUUAUGGCCCAGCAGCAGAGAAACUUGCUGCAGAAAAAGAGGCAGCUGAAAAGCUUGCAGCUCAAAAAGCAGCUGAGGCUCAGGCCCAAGCCCAAGCCCAAGUCCAAGCCCAGGCCCAAAUUCAAGCUCAAAACCAGCAAAUGGCAUAUAACCAAGGCCCUCCCCCUUAUGGUUUUAUGCCACCUCAGGCCCAGCAACCCUACGGAAUGGCUGGUCAGCCACCGAUGCAUGAUGGCAUGUACCACCAAGCCGCUCCAAAUUCAUAUCAACCUGCUCCUAAUGUUUAUCCGCAACAUCCUCAUCAAGUCCAAUAUCAACAAGAAUACAACCCCCAACAAGCUUACCAACAACCUCCUUUAAAUACGUACCAACAGGCACCAAGCCCUCCCUACCAACAGCCCUCCCCCUCCUACCAGACAGGUCCUACUCCAGCAUAUCAAACUGGACCUGCAACGGCCUACCAACCAGCCCCUACUUCUUAUGUUGUUCCAUCUUACCAAGUAGCCACAAGGGCUGAUUCUGCCUCAGGAAGCAGUAUUACUGCUGCUCCCAAGCCUAAGUUUUCAGCCAAGAAAAGUGCUGCCCAGGUUUGGAAGCCAGGCACAGCUGAAAAAUAGUUUUCCGACAUGUUGUUACCUUAAAGGGAUAGUUUGCCUUUAAACAAAACUUGUUCUAAAGCUGUUUGGGUUUCUUUCAUCUGUUGAACACAAAAGAAGAUAUUUUUAAAGAUGUAGUAUUUUUCCCCAAAGCAAUCUCACUGCAAUUCAUAACUUUUUGAUUUAGUGGCUAAUUCGUAGUCAUAUGUACAGUCUAAUUCGUACAUUUUAGUAUGAGUUGCUCACACCCCAAUGAGGAGUAGGUUUAAGAGUGGGGUUAAGGGACACGGCUACUUUUAAAACUCGUGUUUUCAUAUGGAUCAAUUCAUAUAUAUUUGUGCAAAUUAGCCUUUGGGCAGCACGGUGGCUCAGUGGUCACCCCACAGCAAGAAGGUCGCUGGUUCGAGCCUCGACUGGGCCAGUUGGCAUUUCUGUGCGGAGUUCGCAUGUUCUCCCUGUGUUGGCGUAGGUUUCCUCCGGGUGCUCCGGUGUCCCCCACAAUCCAAAGACAUGCGGUAGAAGUGAAUUGAAUAAGCUAAAUUGGCCCUAGUGUAUGUGUGUGAAUGCGAGAGUGUAUGGGUGUUUCCCAGUACUGGGUUGCAGCUGGAAGGGCAUCCGCAGUGUAAAACAUAUGCUGGAUAAGUUGGCGAUUCAUUCCGCUGUGGCAGCCCCAAUUAAAUAAAGAUACUAAGCUAAAGGACAACGAAAGAAUUAAUGAAACUAGCCUCUUCUGACAAUACGUAAAAUAGUUACGUUGCCUCAUGAGAGGUUUUUCCCGCUAUGGAUGUCAGUGGUUACCCAUUUACACCAUUCUUCAAAAUAUCUUAUUUUGUGUUUGACACAGAAAAAAAAAAUUAUGAAACAUCAAAACUACCUCAUUUACCUCAGGUAAAUGUUUAUUUUGGGUGAACUAUGCCUUUAAGCUAAAUGCAGAUAAUUUAAGUAGAACAGAAGCACAAUGUUUCUGACCAGAACUAUUGUUUGACAUCUAAGAUCUACUGGAUGGGUAGCAUUUUAAAGCCAUUUCAAAAUACAAACAAUAUAUCACACAGUGUUUAUAGAAGAAUGCUCUGCCAAAUGCUGAUAUUUAAAGGCCUUGACCUAAGACAUUCUUAUACUUAGCUUAAAAAUAACCAAUUAAAUGCAUAAGAUUUUAUUUGGUCAAAGGGAAUCAGUGUUGAGAUCGAGAAAAGAGAGAUGAAGGCUUAACAAUGAAGAAAUAUGAAAGGUGAAAAGGUAAGAGAUGAUAUCAAAAAAGUCUGUUAUGAGGAUUUCUGAGAAACUGAUUUGCAUUACAACCUUAAUGCGAGCUUAAGAUGACAUCCAGAGGGAUCAGUUUUUCAAACAAAACCUCAGUGGACAAACAGAAAUAAAUAUAUGGACAGUAUAAUGACUGUUGGAAUUAGCAAGUAAGCAAUGUAUUAACUUCUGGCAGAGCUAACAGGAGAAACUGUAUGACAAAGAGACAGAAUGUAUUACGAUAAAGCAAAGUUGUAUCAAAUUAUUAGCAAAACGUUGUCAUAUUUCUAAUUUUUAAGACGUUUUUGAUUACAGAAGAAAUGAAUGUACUCAGUAUGUGAGUCUUUUUCAAGUAAGUUGAAUAGUAACACUAAUUUAGCAGCUGGUGCAUAGUUGGAGCGCUAUUCGGUUCAACUUUUCUUGACGAUUACAGUAAGCAGACUGUGUUAUUUUCUUUCUUUUUUGUUGAUUUUAUUUUGAGGAAGGAAUUUAUAUUCACUUUUUUGUUUGCUUCACUAUUUCUAGCAGUUCUACUAGAAGAACUUUAAAUAAAACAAACUUGGGAAGGGAGCUAGUUAUAAAAAUGUUCAUUUUUAGUUUGACUGCUGUCUUCUGUUCAUUUUUUUGCUUUCUUCUGUUUUCUUUGUGUGGUAUUUUCUUCAUGAUACGCUAUUUGUAAAAUGUACCACAGUGCCAUUAAAAUCAUUGUCUUCAGUUUUA
This is a messenger RNA of Danio aesculapii, 6606 nucleotides long. Its product is annotated as synaptopodin-2. Gene Ontology annotation, biological process: positive regulation of actin filament bundle assembly. Gene Ontology annotation, cellular component: nucleus; Z disc; actin cytoskeleton. The record is from RefSeq and is a predicted model, not a curated record. Gene Ontology annotation, molecular function: actin binding. The coding region runs from base 13 to 4668 and encodes 1551 amino acids. NCBI's taxonomy places the organism in Eukaryota, Metazoa, Chordata, Actinopteri, Cypriniformes, Danionidae. The transcript has 4 exons.